Molecule: messenger RNA, 2122 nt
Organism: Oryza brachyantha (malo sina)
Lineage: Eukaryota; Viridiplantae; Streptophyta; Magnoliopsida; Poales; Poaceae
Product: glucomannan 4-beta-mannosyltransferase 1
Exons: 9
Coding region: 130-1692 (520 amino acids)
Cellular component (GO): Golgi apparatus
Molecular function (GO): mannan synthase activity
Source: RefSeq, a predicted model, not a curated record
UCUCUCCCACGCUCCCCUCGCACUCCCCACUCCCACUCGCACUGCUCGCGCCCGCCAUUAAUUGCGCGCGCGCUUGCUCGUCUCCUCGUCGGCGGCGGAGAGGGAGCGGAGCGGAGCGGAGGAGAGGACAUGGAGGGCGGCGGCGCGGCGGCGGUGGUGCCGGAGGCGUGGUCGCAGGUGAGGGCGCCGGUGAUCGUGCCGCUGCUGCGCCUGGCGGUGGCGGUGUGCCUCACCAUGUCGGUGCUGCUGUUCCUGGAGCGGAUGUACAUGGCGGUGGUCAUCGCCGGGGUCAAGCUGCUCCGCCGCCGCCCGGAGCGCCGCUACCGGUGCGACCCGCUCCCCGACGACGACCCCGAGCUCGGCACCUCCGCCUUCCCCGUCGUCCUCAUCCAGAUCCCCAUGUUCAACGAGCGCGAGGUGUACCAGCUGUCGAUCGGGGCGGUGUGCGGGCUAUCGUGGCCGUCGGAUCGGCUGGUGGUGCAGGUGCUCGACGACUCCACUGACCCUGUCAUCAAGGAGAUGGUGAGGAUGGAGUGUGAGAGGUGGGCCCACAAGGGGGUGAACAUAACCUACCAGAUCAGGCAGGACCGGAAGGGGUACAAGGCGGGUGCACUCAAGGAGGGCAUGAAGCAUGGCUACGUCCGCGAAUGCGAGUACGUGGCCAUUUUCGACGCCGACUUCCAGCCCGACCCGGACUUCCUCCGCCGCACCAUCCCCUUCCUUGUCCACAACUCCGACAUCGCCCUCGUCCAGGCUCGCUGGCGGUUCGUGAAUGCAGAUGAGUGCUUGAUGACAAGGAUGCAGGAGAUGUCCUUGGAUUAUCACUUCACAGUGGAGCAAGAAGUGAGCUCCUCUGUCUGUGCAUUCUUCGGCUUCAAUGGAACUGCCGGUAUAUGGCGCAUUUCUGCGGUAAAUGAGGCGGGAGGAUGGAAGGACCGGACCACGGUGGAAGACAUGGAUCUGGCAAUCCGAGCAAGUCUCAAGGGGUGGAAGUUCGUCUACCUUGGUGAUGUUCAGGUCAAAAGUGAGCUGCCAAGUACAUUCAAAGCCUUUCGGUUUCAGCAGCACAGAUGGUCAUGUGGACCGGCAAACCUUUUCAGGAAGAUGCUGAUGGAGAUUGUGAAAAAUAAGAAAGUGACAAUCUGGAAGAAGAUUCAUGUCAUCUACAACUUCUUUCUGAUCCGCAAGAUUGUCGCGCACAUAGUGACCUUUACGUUCUACUGUUUAAUUAUCCCAGCAACUAUCUUUGUCCCUGAGGUCAGGAUACCAAAGUGGGGCUGUGUAUACAUUCCCACAAUUAUCACCCUUCUCAAUUCCGUUGGAACUCCCAGAUCUUUUCACUUGCUCUUCUUCUGGAUCCUCUUUGAGAACGUAAUGUCACUGCAUAGAACCAAGGCCACUCUCAUUGGAUUGUUGGAGGCCGGUAGGGCGAAUGAGUGGGUCGUCACCGCGAAGCUCGGCAAUGCUCUGAAGAUGAAAUCAUCAAACAAAUCAUCAUUCAAGAAAUCAUUCAUGAGGAUAUGGGACAGGCUCAACGUUACCGAGCUCGGUGUGGCGGCAUUCCUCUUCUCCUGUGGAUGGUAUGAUCUUGCAUUUGGGAAGGACCAUUUCUUCAUCUACCUCUUCUUCCAAGGAGCGGCGUUCUUCAUCGUCGGCAUUGGAUAUGUUGGCACAAUUGUUCCACAAUCAUAACAGAAGCAUAUAUAUUUUGAGAUCGGCCGGUUUCAAAAUUCACCAUGUCUUCAGCAAGAGUCUAGUAGUUAUAUAAUCAGUUUGAAGUAAAGAUCAUGCAGGAUUUUUUUUCUCUCUUUCAUUUAUUUUUCUCUGUUUCUUUUCUUUUCUUUUUUUGCUUUUCUCUAUCAUGUGCUAUUGUAAAAAAAAAAUAGUGCAGUGUAAGGUCACUGCAGGAAGAAAACCUUAGGGCAUUGGUGUCAUCUGGGAAAGGGAAGGAGGAGGAGGAUAUCGGGAUGUGUUUUUGCUUGUAGCAAGUACGUGAGUGGUAUGCUUAAGAGGAGCAGGAUGACUGCUUCCAUUGUACUGUAAUAACAUACAGAGAAGAAAAAAAAGGUCAGACAAGUGCUGGACAAAACCAAAAAUGUUCAGCCUUCUCUCGCAUUCCACU